AUGGCUCGUAUUUCCGUUUUGGCUGACGCUUUGAACAACAUCAACAACGCCGAAAAAUCUGGCAAACGCCAGGUUUUGUUGAGACCUUCUUCUAAAGUGAUUAUCAAAUUUUUGCAGGUUAUGCAGAAGCACGGUUAUAUUGGUGAAUUUGAGUACAUCGACGACCACAGAUCUGGAAAGAUCGUAGUUCAACUUAACGGUAGACUCAACAAAUGUGGUGUCAUUUCCCCAAGAUUCAACGUCAAGAUGCCGGACAUUGAGAAGUGGACAGAAAACUUGCUUCCAGCUAGACAAUUUGGUUACGUUAUUUUGACGACUUCGGCUGGUAUUAUGGACCACGAAGAGGCUAGAAGAAAACACGUUGCAGGUAAAAUUUUGGGUUUUGUCUAUUAA
Molecule: messenger RNA, 393 nt
Organism: Lachancea mirantina
Lineage: Eukaryota; Fungi; Ascomycota; Saccharomycetes; Saccharomycetales; Saccharomycetaceae
Source: the annotation of a GenBank genome assembly